UCAGUAAGUCUGUGUGCAGCUCCUCCCUCCUGCAGCAGCUCAUCAUCCUGUUGGUUCAACUGGUAGUCAGCAAGGAGCAACGACGAGAGGCUCAAUCUGGUCAAAGAAGAGUCAAACAUGGCAACAGGAAACAACACCAGCUGAAGCAAAACAUAUCCAAAACCAGCAAAGCUCCAGAGUAGUAAAUAAGGACUGCACUGUCCCAAAAUUGUGUUAACUGCUGAAGCUGAGUUGAUUUGACUUGGAGAAACAGAACCAGGCCUUUGGGAGCUUCAUGAAGAACCAUAUGAGGUGGUGAUCAUAUUCAGCUGCUAGAGACAAACUCAAAGCAGUGGAAAGCGUCAGCUGAGGACACAGCAGCAGUCAACAUGAUUGACCUGAGUUUUCUGACAGAGGAGGAGCAGGAGACCAUCCUGGCUGUGUUGAAAAGGGAUGCUGAGCUGAAGAAGGCUGAGGAGCAACGUGUCCAGAACCUGCAGAAGACUGUUAGUAACAGGGGCCAGCUGAGGUACCUGACUGGAGAGUGGUUCUAUGAGACCAAACAGCUUCGCCAUCAGGAUCGCAUCCAUGGCUCCGACAUCAUCAGGGCCUCCAUGAGACACACACAUAAACCACUAACUAUAUUGGAGCUCUCGCAGAUCCUCCCUGAGAAGUCCAGUUUUGUCAGCAGUGAAAAUAAGGAAGUGUUUGUCCCACCUGUUCUCUGUGGACUUCUUCAGGAGCCUUACCUGCAGCUCAGCAAUGAAAGGUAUCAGAAACAGAACCCCGAUGACACACCACAAGACACACCUAAACCAGUUUUGCAGUCACCCACAAAGAAGAGAAAGAAUCCUUUCAAUAUCAAGCUCGAGGACAGACAGUUACUGGAUAGAGCAGUGGAUCAAACCCAGACACCAAAUGAGGAGCCUUUACCAUCAUCCGACAGCUCCAUUUGUUAUGCUAGUAACCUUAGACAAGACCCUAAUAGCCUGAUCGCCCAUAAUGCAUCUGUUCCCAUGCCAAUGCCUGAAAACAAAGCAGUCAACACCAGUUCUCAGGACUGUUUUGUUGAAGUAGAUGGACCAGGGGGUAGAAAGACUCACCCUGAUGCUCCACAGGGCAUCCUCAAGCACUUCUCUACUUCUAGCUCCACAGACUCUCUGUUCUCUCAUCUGGACCUGCAGAGUCCAGUUAAUCUGGAUUCUCCCACUGAGACCUGGAUAGACAAGAAGCAGGUGAGGUUCAGCACCAUGGUCAGUCACAGUGGAGAGGAGUGGCAGGAUGGGGAGGAACUGGGAGAGCACAGGAAUUCUCAGACAUAUGUCGAGAGCAUAAAAAAUCUGUCAGUUCAAAAGGAAAUGACAGGUGAGGAUACUGCUGGCAGGUCCCAAGAAAAGAUUUUGUCACCACAGACUGGAUGUAGUCUCUCUGUACAUUUAUUAAAAGAAGAUGGCACUUAUAGAGCUAAUCCAGUCCUCAUCUAUGAGGAGACAGAUGACUCUUUAACCGGUUCAGUACCAGAGUCAGGGGAAAACAGCAUCGCUCCAAAGCAGCAGGUGGGUGCUCCAGUUUCUCCUCCCAGACAGCCUCGUUCCAGUCCUCAAAAGGACAGGCCAGCCAAGAUCAGUGACCUUAAGCAUUUCUGGGAGUCAGAGCAUACAGGACCCAGGGUAAUCGCUGCAAAGGUUAGGGAAGCCUCAAGCAGCUCAGUACCCCCUAACAAAGUGGUUACCCCACAGUCUGAUCCAACCACAUCCUUAUAUAAGAGAGAGACGUAUGAAGAAGAGGCACAAACUUCUCAACACAAAACCAACUCCAGUGAGGUCUUGAAAUCAUUGAAAUUGACAGACAAGGGUUUUUUCAGUGAGGGUCCAGAUGGGUCACAGCUGAGGAGUCCUGAUAAUACAGGGGAUGCACAGUCAAUACCGUGUCACCAAUACUAUUCCAAGGCUGAUAUAGAGUCUCAAGAAAGAUCCCUCAGUCCUAGUAAAUCCCAAACACCAAAAUCAAAAGACCAGGAGGAUGAAGUCAGGAGGAGUCCAUCCAAGACCUACCACCCAAGAGUCCUACCAAGAGAGUCCUCCAGUCCUGAGAGAUCCAGACUAGAGGGUUCCCCCUUGAAAACCUUUCCAAUAGACAUUGAACCUCAAACUAAGGUUGUUGAAGAGCAACAAGGGAAGCCGAGUCCCUCACAUGGAGCAAAGCAAACAGUGGUGACAGAUACUAAACCUUGCAAAGACAUCACAUCAAGUCCUCUACCUUUACAUCCAGAGGACAGAGGGGCUUACUUUGUUAAUUUAAAUACACAACAAAGUAAUUCAAGCUCCUCUAGUUCAAAACAAUACAAAAAAUCUUCAGAAAAAAAACUGGGAACCUUUACAAGCCUCGCCAGAUCUUUCAUCAAUCAGGAUUUCCAGCACUACCUUGGGCCACAGGAGAAGGCCCAUGUCCCACCUUUUCACCAAGACAAAGGUAUUGCUGAGGAGAGUGAUGCGGCACGCAAACCACAAAGUGCCCUCAGCAACCUUGUAGGAAACCAUAGUUACAGUCCCACUGAGGGGAAUCCUACUAGAACCAGUUCUUGGAUUGUGCAAAAGAAAGAAGGAAACUCGAGCCAAGACACAACCAGGGCCUGGUCCCUGUCUCGGGCAAGUCCAGGCAGUUAUGAUGAUUGUUCUAGUCCCGUCAUGUCAGCUCUGAAACGAUUAUCUUUGAGGAGUACAUCUUCAUUCAAAAGUCUGGAAAACCUCACCUCACAAUCAAUUUCUUCUCUUCCACCAUCAGCCUCCACUCUCUCCAACUCAGAGCCAAUAAAAAGCAGUGUGUCGGUGCCUGUUCUACAGCAGGACGAGACAGACAGUGACAGCACUUUUGAGACUAACUUGGGCAUGAGGAGAAACACAGGCAGCUCCACGUCUAACACAAGUCUCUCCUCAGGAAUGGCCUCCAUGUUGUUUGACAGCAGCAGCAUCAGCAGCCUUCACCAUGCAGUCUUUGGUGACAUUGAAAUUCAGGGAAACAUCCAGUUAGCUGUGAACUACAUCCAGAAGCUUAGAGAAUUUCACAUCUUUGUGGUGCACUGCAGGGAGCUGGCCAUUGCCGACACCAAGAAGAACCGCUCUGACCCCUAUGUGAAAUGUUAUCUUCUCCCUGACAAAACAAAGUUGGGAAAGAGGAAAACCACUGUAAAAAAGAAAACUUUAAACCCCACCUACAACGAAAUCCUCCGGUUCAAAGUAAUAAUGGAGGUGUUGAAAACUCAGAAUUUAAACAUUUCUGUGUGGCACAACGACACCUUUGGACAGAACAGCUUCCUGGGCGAGGUGGAACUGGACUUGUCAGAGUGGGACUUCAGCAACACACAGAUAAAUGAAUACACAUUAAAAGCCAGGGUGUCAGCACAAACCUCAGCUCUGUCUUCCUCACAUCUGAUGGAUGGCAGAGGAUUAAUGAAAGUCGCCCUGAGAUUUCUGCCGCAGACAACCAACAGUAAGAGAACAUCUAAGAUGGCGACUGGUGAAGUGCAGAUUUGGGUGAAAGACUGCAAGAAACUCCCUUCAGUCAGAGGAGAAAUCAACCCGUUUGUGAAAUGCACCGUACUUCCUGACACAAGCUGGAAAAGCCGUCAGAAGACCAGGGUGGUGAAGAGAACAGCCAACCCAAUGUUCAACCACACCAUGGUGUAUGAUGGCUUCCGAACAGAAGACCUCAGAGAAGCCUGUGUGGAGAUCACAGUGUGGGAUCACGAACGACUGAGCAGCCACUACAUAGGAGGCCUGAGGCUUGGACUAGGGACAGGAAAGAGUUAUGGGAUGGACGUGGUUUGGAUGGAUUCAACGACAGAUGAGGCAAAUUUAUGGCAGAGGAUGUUACAGUCUGAAGGUGAAUGGGUGGAGGAUGUUUUACCUCUGAGAAUGUUGAUGUUAGCAAAAAGCAUGUCAAUGUGAGACUGAAUAAGAUGUGUUGCUAAAUGAAUGGAAAUGUUAUAGGAGCACACUGCAUAUACAUCUGGCUGGAUCUACAUACACACUAUACCUUAAUGAGCAACUUGUAUGUAUCUGUAUAACUGAUGAUCAUUGUAUGAUACAUUAAUGCACAAUCUAAUGUGGCAGAGGAUACAAUCUAACUUAUAAAACAUAAUCGUUUUAAUCUGAAUAUUUGAUCUGAGCAGUUAUUAUAAUCCCGUUGUUCUGAUUACUGCAUCAAGCACUUCUUAUUUUCAAUAAACAGAAUAUUAAUGCAA
Seriola aureovittata is the source of this 4222-nucleotide messenger RNA. RefSeq names its product synaptotagmin-like 2a (gene sytl2a). Gene Ontology annotation, molecular function: small GTPase binding; neurexin family protein binding. Gene Ontology annotation, biological process: intracellular protein transport; exocytosis. The transcript is spliced from 17 exons. Gene Ontology annotation, cellular component: plasma membrane; exocytic vesicle. Lineage: Eukaryota; Metazoa; Chordata; Actinopteri; Carangiformes; Carangidae. The record is from RefSeq and is a predicted model, not a curated record. Bases 369 to 3926 code for a protein of 1185 amino acids.